This is a messenger RNA of Lottia gigantea (owl limpet), 1081 nucleotides long. RefSeq lists its product as hypothetical. NCBI's taxonomy places the organism in Eukaryota, Metazoa, Mollusca, Gastropoda, Lottiidae. The transcript has a single exon. The record is from RefSeq and is a predicted model, not a curated record. The coding region runs from base 87 to 539 and encodes 150 amino acids. Gene Ontology annotation, molecular function: enzyme regulator activity; calcium ion binding.
CUAUAAUUUACAGAUCAAACUCUAAAUCACCAAAAUAGUCCUGAUAGAUAAACACAAACAUUUGUAGAACAUCACAAACUAACACAAUGGCUGAUCAACUUACUGAAGAACAAAUCGCUGAAUUUAAAGAAGCUUUCAGUUUAUUUGACAAGGAUGGUGAUGGUACAAUUACUACAAAAGAAUUGGGUACAGUCAUGAGAUCACUUGGUCAAAAUCCAACUGAAGCUGAAUUACAAGAUAUGAUAAACGAAGUCGAUGCUGACGGUAAUGGAACCAUAGAUUUUCCUGAAUUUUUAACCAUGAUGUCUUCAAAAGUAAAAGAUGGUGAUAACGACGAGGAAAUUCGUGAAGCAUUCCGUGUUUUUGAUAAAGAUGGUAAUGGAUUUAUCAGUGCUGCUGAAUUACGACAUGUUAUGACAAAUUUAGGCGAAAAAUUAACAGACGAAGAAGUAGAUGAGAUGAUCCGAGAGGCUGACCUGGAUGGUGAUGGACAAGUGAAUUAUGAAGAAUUUGUCAAAAUGAUGAUGACUAGGUCUUAAUCUAUACAACAGUGAGAUUAGAUUACCAUUGUAAUUUUGUGUUAUUUGCAAAUGCUUCAAUUGCUAGCUAUAUGCCUAAUGAUAUAUCACCUAUACAUUGUAUGUUACCUUUUGUUUGAUUCGUUAGUGAAUUGUCUGUUAAAAUUUUUACACUCUCAUAGGACAUUCUUCAGACAUUGUAUCAGAGCAUGAAAUAAGGAAUAUUCAUAAAUAAGACAUAUACCUUAUUUAAUGGUGUAUGCCUGAGUAGCUACUUAACAAAAAUCAUCCAAGGUUGUAGCCAUUGAAUUCAUAUACAGUGUUGAAUGCGUCAUUAUCUAAAAUAAAAAAGCUUAUACAUAUUUCAUUAAAUAUGGUAUUUGAAAAAGGGGGACGAGAGUUUUAGAGCAAAACAUUAUGUUAUUAUUUCUGUAGGUUCACCUAUUGUUUUGUAAAACCCAAACCCAAAUCUUGUUAUUAUUUAUGUGAUAUUUUUUACCCAGUUAUUAAGUAUAUUGUUGUUUAUAUAAUAAAUCAAUUAAAUUAAGGUUUUCGUGAAGAUC